AUGAUCAGGUUUGUACAAAUACAUGGAUUACAAUUAGUACGACAUAAUAGUACGAUUAGUACAAUUAGUGGGAAAAUUCAGAAUGACAUUAGAUUGAUGAUUGAUCAAAAGACACCUCGUGCAUUUCUAAAACAGAAUUCCAAUUCUACAAAGGAACUUGUGAAGAUUUUGGAUGUCGUUGAUAAACCAGAUGAAAUAAAACCUAUAAAGAGGUUGCUAAUGAAAAAGUUUAAACAGAAUUAUUCACCUUUUAUAAAUAAAUUACGAGAUGCAUCAGAAAACCCAACAAAAUUGCAUUUGACUUAUAUAAAACAGAUUGGUCAAGAAUAUAGAGUUCUUUUUAAUAAGUAUAUUGACGAGAUAAUAUCAAAUAAUGAAAUUGAUACAAUAGAUAAAAAAAAUUGUAUUUAUGAAAUGAUUAAUUUACAAAAUGAACUAUAUCCAACUAUCGGUGAAAAGUACGGUUGGUUUUUGACAGAUAAGAUACAUAAAUGGUUCUGGGAAAAUAUUGAUAAAAACGAAUCAUUUACACAUUAUUAUUUUCUGAUUCAAAAUAACGUUAACCUGUCUUCGUCAUAUCAUAUUUUACAAUUUCAAAAACGAUUAUUGAAAGGUUCUCAGUUGGAGUUCGAAUUAGCUUCAUUUCAGCUAUUUUUGCAUAAACCAGAAUAUGAACAUAUAUUUAGGCGAAAAUUCAUAAUAUUGAAUAGUUUUGACUCAAUUCGAAGUUUCGUUAAUUUGUUAAUUCAAAAAAAUGAUUUGAGAUUUUUAAGAAUGUAUUUUAACUCGAUGUUAGAUAGUAUGAAAAGACCCUCGUUUAAAACAAAUCCGGAUACAGUUGAAUUUGACUCAAGAUUAAACUUAAUUUAUUUUAAUAUUAGUCUACUUAAUUAUCUGUCAAAAAUUGAAGAUAUUAAAAUGUUUUCAUCCACAUUACGAAUACUAGCUAACGAAACAUCUAAGAUACAGACCAAUGAACUGAAUAAAGAUAAUAAGAUUCGGUUAUCCAACAUUUCCAAUUUACUUUUAUCGCCACUCUCAUCUUCAAUAACUCUUCUUAGAAAUAAGGGUAUGUAUGAUGAGGCAUUUGACCUCUUAUCUCUCAUGAGGAAAACUCCAAUGGUCCAUAAUUCGGUGUUCAAAAACUUUUUAAUUGGUCAUUUGAUUUCAUGUUUGAGAUCUUUUAACGAUCCAAAACUGUCAUUACAAUAUGUAACAUCUGCUUAUAGAAGGAAAAGAGUUGCAUUGUUUUUGAACCAACUGGGAUUAUGGGGUUGGGUCUAUCAUGGUAAGUCCUAUACAUUAUCCAAUCAAGAGCUUGAUACAGAAUAUCAAAAGAUUAAAAACACUUUACCAAGAUCAAUGGUUUCAAUCCAAUAUCCUCCUCUUCCAGUGCUUACAGAAUUAUAUAUUACAGUACUAAAUACAUUCUCCAAGACUAUGGACAAAGAAAAUUUCAAAGUUUUUCUGCUAGACUUAUAUCAAAGAUAUAAAAAGACAAUUUUACCUAUGAGGAGUCAUAAUCUUUACUUUCAACAAAACACAGGUAUACUUAAUGCAUUUCUAAAACACGUAAGAUAUUCUAUCAAUGAUCAUCUACUUUCCCUCACAAUUUUGAAAGAUUUCUACAACGAAAGUGACUCCCAUAGAUUUAAACCUACUGAUGGAACCAGUCCAUUUUCGAUAGUUGUUUAUCAAAAUGAGAAGCUAUCUAAUAGGGAUAUCUCUAAAGUAUUAGAAUUGAUGGAUUCUCUUGAAAUACCAUUGGAUUUUAAGUUUUGUGUGGCAAUGGUAUAUCAUUAUCAUAGCCGUAAUAACAUACCGGAAGCAUUAGUUUGGUAUAAAAAAAUAUUAGAUUCUAAGUUCAAUGUGGAACACAUGGGACUAAUCAAGCUAAUUACUGAAAAUGGAUGGGAAUAUCCAGAUCACUUUGAUAUGAAGUUAUUAGAAAAUCUGGAUGAACAAAAACAAUCGAGUACAGAAGAGGAGGAUUUCUUAAUUUCAAAUACUAAGGAAGAUCUUGAAACUGAAGCUCCAACUGAAGCAACGACUGACAGUGAGAUGAUUAUUAAAGAGUUUCAAGCGAUGAUAUCAAAUACUAAUCAUGUAUUAAAGAAACCUUUAUUGGACUGA
Messenger RNA from Vanderwaltozyma polyspora DSM 70294, 2133 nucleotides. It is a transcript of the gene ATP22, whose product is annotated as Atp22p. The transcript has a single exon. The coding region runs from base 1 to 2133 and encodes 710 amino acids. The record is from RefSeq and is a predicted model, not a curated record. NCBI's taxonomy places the organism in Eukaryota, Fungi, Ascomycota, Saccharomycetes, Saccharomycetales, Saccharomycetaceae.